Molecule: messenger RNA, 1613 nt
Organism: Perognathus longimembris pacificus (Pacific pocket mouse)
Lineage: Eukaryota; Metazoa; Chordata; Mammalia; Rodentia; Heteromyidae
Product: nuclear receptor subfamily 1 group I member 2-like
Exons: 9
Coding region: 87-1388 (433 amino acids)
Biological process (GO): negative regulation of transcription by RNA polymerase II; cell differentiation; positive regulation of transcription by RNA polymerase II
Molecular function (GO): zinc ion binding; nuclear receptor activity; RNA polymerase II cis-regulatory region sequence-specific DNA binding
Source: RefSeq, a predicted model, not a curated record
AGUUGUUCAAAGUGGCUUCUAAAGGAGAAGUGGGAACAAAGCAGCUGCACCCCAGCAGUCCAAGAGACCAAGAAGAAAAUCUGGAGAUGAGACCUGAAGAAAGAUGUUGCCAGGUUGCCCCUGUGCUCUGUGAAGAGUCAGACUCUGUUUCAGGAAAUCCCACCAUCAUUAUAGAUGAAGAAGAUGGCAGUCCCCAAAUCUGCCGUGUGUGUGGGGACAAGGCCAAUGGCUAUCACUUCAAUGUCAUGUCAUGUGAAGGCUGCAAGGGGUUCUUCAGGAGGGCCAUGAAGCGCAAUGUCCGGCUGAGGUGCCCCUUCCGCAAGGGCACCUGCGAGAUCACGCAGAAGACUCGGCGGCAGUGCCAGGCCUGCCGCCUUCGCAAGUGCCUGGACAGCGGCAUGAAGAAGGAGAUGAUCAUGUCUGAGGCUGCGGUGGAGCAGAGGCGGGCCCUGAUCAAGAGGAGGAAGAAGGCACGCAUGGAGGCUCAGCCGUCCACCGUGCCUGGGCUGACCCAGGAGCAGCGCAUGUUGAUCGAGGAGCUGAUGGACGCUCAGUCGAAAACCUUCGACACCACCUUCUCCCACUUCAAGGAUUUCCGGCUACCAAAGGUGUUUGGCAGUGAACAUGCGAUCUCAGAUUUCCUUCAAAAUUCAGUAAGAGAACCAUCUCUCAGCUGGGAGGAAAUCAGGAAAGGGCUGUGUCCCAUGAAAGUCUCUCUGCAGCUGCGGGGGGAAGAUGGCAGUGUCUGGAACUACAACCCCCCUGACUAUAGGGAUGGCAAAGAGAUCAUCCCCAUGCUGCCCCAUCUAGCUGAUGUAUCAACCUACAUGUUCAAGGGAGUCAUCAACUUUGCCAAAGUCAUCUCCUACUUCAGGGACUUGCCCAUUGAAGACCAGAUUUCCCUGCUGAAGGGGGCCACCUUUGAAAUGUUCAUACUGAGGCUCAGCACGUUGUUCAACUCAGAGACGGGGACCUGGGAGUGUGGCCGGCUGGUCUACUGUUUUGAAGACCCUGAAGGUGGCUUCCAGAAACUUCUACUGGAUCCUACGAUAAAAUUCCAAUACAUGUUGAGGAAGCUGCAGCUGCACAAGGAGGAGUAUGUGCUGAUGCAGGCCAUCUCCCUCUUCUCCCCAGAUCGCCCUGGUGUAGUUCAGCGCAGCUCAGUGGACCAGCUACAGGAGAGAUUUGCCCUCACCCUGAAGGCCUACAUUGAGUGCAAUCGGCCACAACCUGAACACCGGUUCCUGUUCAUGAAGAUCAUGGCUGCACUCACAGAGCUACGGAGCCUCAACGCCCAGAACACACAGCAACUGCUGCGAAUCCAAGACUCCAACAACUCCUUCACCACCCCGCUCAUUCAGGAGCUGAUCAGCAACACAGAUGACUGAGACUGGGAGUCCUCUGAGCUAUCACUUCCUGGGCUACACAGAUGGGCACUGUGAUACCUAACAAUGCCUUGUGAUGACAGCUGGCUACCAUUCCUCCAGAAGGGACACAGUUCAGCAAAGGAAAACCACAGACCCUAUGUGGACAGUGCUGGCUUAGAGACCAGGCCUAUCAGGGAGGCAUAGCUGACCUCCCCUUAGACAAGGCCCUGUGGUCUGAGAAUAAAC